Molecule: messenger RNA, 1221 nt
Organism: Spea bombifrons (plains spadefoot toad)
Lineage: Eukaryota; Metazoa; Chordata; Amphibia; Anura; Pelobatidae
Gene: FOXH1
Product: forkhead box H1
Exons: 3
Coding region: 8-1051 (347 amino acids)
Biological process (GO): regulation of DNA-templated transcription
Molecular function (GO): sequence-specific DNA binding; DNA-binding transcription factor activity
Source: RefSeq, a predicted model, not a curated record
CCUAUGAAUGGGGCAGAAGAAGAGACCCCACAGCACUGUCCACACUGCAGCAGACAUGGGAGACCUGGGCUUUAGCUUCCAGCCAUGGGACCCCCUGUGCCUGUCUCCCCCGGACCCCUCCAUCCUGGACACCUUCCAGCUCUCAGACAUGGACAAGGAGCUGGAGGUGGCAGAGGCUGACUCCAGUGUGGGGGACGCAAGGGGCAAACAGGGCAAGAAGAAGGCUUACCAGCGCUAUGCGAAACCCCCCUACUCCUACCUGGCCAUGAUAGCCCUGGUCAUCCAGGGAGCCCCCGACAAGAGACUCAAGCUGUCCGAGAUCCUGCAGGAAAUCAGCGUCAUGUUUCCGUUUUUUAAAGGGUCUUAUCAGGGCUGGAAGGAUUCCGUGCGACACAAUCUGUCGUCCAACGACUGCUUCCGGAAGGUCCUGAAAGACCCAUCGAAGCCUCAGGCCAAGGGUAACUACUGGACGGUGGACGUGACACGACUGCCCCUCGAUGCCCUGAAGCUGCAGAACACGGCUGUCACCCACCAGGGCAGUUUCCCCCAUGACCUCACUCAUUACAUCAUGAACGGGAUACCAUUCCGAUGCCCGUUGGAGCCAAAGGCCGAUAAUACCAGUACCAACGUCUCCGGCGUAGGGGAGGCCAAGGACGGGCGCACCGACCCGGCCGGCACAUUCCCUCUGGUUCUGUGGAAUCUGCCCACAUCUUACUCCAAAACCGUCCCGCCCAACAAGGUGGCCCCUCCGAGCAUCCACCCUUUGGCUCUCUAUCCAAACUUUGCAGCCAUUUGUCACGGUAAGAAGCAGCCGCCGGCCCUCAAGGGCCCCUCGUAUCCGGAAAAAAGGAAAAGGUCCAACGAAGAGUCGCAGAGACCGUCCCCGGCGAGACCGUUAGACAGCAAAAGAGCGUUCCUGGGGCUUCCUGCUCAUAAGACAGUCUGCAACGUGUACGGCUCUCACGCGGUGUACUGGCCCCACCAUAACACGUACGGUCAGCUGUGUUCCUCCGGGGUCACGCUACAGCCGUACCGGCCCAUGGUGAAAUAGGAGCCCCGGCUCGGGCUCCCGGGGGCUUCACAGAAGAGAUAAAUGCCUCCCGCCGCUUGUAUGUACGGGGACCCGUGACGCCUCCAUGUCCUAUGAAGCAUGAGCCGUGUUGUAUAUAUGUACUAUUUCUCAUAGAUGUUUUAUUAACUUUAUUUGCCCCCUAUAAAUAU